AUGAUAAUAAUCAAACACAAGAUGAAUGAUAAUUCAGCACCAAGUGUUUCUGAAAAACGGAACACAGCACCUGUUUGUGCAAUCGUGUUGGGAAUGGCCGGGUCCGGAAAGACUACAUUUGUCAAACAACUUAUUACUUAUUUGGAAUCACGUGACAAGCAUGUGUACAGCAUCAAUCUGGACCCAGCCGUUCACAUUGUCCCGUAUCGGACGAAUAUAGAUAUUCGUGAUACGGUCAAAUUUAAGGAAGUCAUGAAACAGUAUGGAUUUGGACCUAAUGGGGCCAUUAUGACUUCUCUGAAUUUCUUCUCAUCGCAGUUCAAUAAAGUGGUUGAUUUGAUCAACAAGAAUGCAGAAAAAGUCUCGUUUGUCGUACUAGAUACCCCGGGCCAGAUUGAAGUGUUCACAUGGUCUGCCUCGGGUACAAUCAUUUCUGAAUCCCUGGGUUCGGCAUUUCCGACGAUCGUGAUCUAUGUGAUGGACACUCCUCGAAGUCACAAUCCGGUUACCUUCAUGUCCAAUAUGCUCUACGCAUGUAGUGUGCUAUAUCGUCUACAACUACCGUUUUUAGUUGUAUUGAAUAAAGUAAGUAGUGAAAAAGCAUAUUUCCUGAUCUGUUGGAUUUUCUCCGGUGACAUUCAUGCUUAUGUGUUAACUGCAACCCCAUAUGAUUCCAUGGAAUGUCAGAAAAUCGAAGUCAGAUGA
Echinostoma caproni is the source of this 705-nucleotide messenger RNA. Lineage: Eukaryota; Metazoa; Platyhelminthes; Trematoda; Plagiorchiida; Echinostomatidae. The record is from the annotation of a GenBank genome assembly.